AUGAAUGCGCUGGAGAGAAUAACAAGAAUACUUUCCAAAAUAAGCAAAGAAAAAGAGUCUCUUUCGGGCAGGAUAUCGGAGUACAUACAAAUAGAAGAAACAGCAAAAAUAAAAGAGGAGCACAAUAAAUCACUGAAACAGCUGCUUGUUGUAUCUGAGCACAUCGCAGAUGAGCUAGGCAAACACAAAGACCCGUCCAAUAAACUAUCGCCAGAAGAAAAAACAGAGGCAAUUCUUCUCCUGAACAAAAGACUCUCUCAGGUGAACAACACCAGAGAAAAAACAGAAAUGAUAGCGCAUGUAAUAAUAUCGUAUAAAAACCAAAAAAUAACACAAGACAAAACGGGAGCAUACACCGUCCUCAUAAUAAGAAGGCUGGUAGAACAGAUAAAGGCACAGGUUUCAACGAAUAAAGAGUCAGCGGUGGGAUACGCCUAUCUCUUAUCGUAUCUAUCUCAUGAGAUAGGAGAUAUACUAGAGAGGUAUAAAUACAUUAUGUACUCUUCUAUGCUGCCUUUGGACUGUCUCUUGGGGAUGUAUCGGGUGUAUUUUGUGUUCCUGAAAAACACUGAAAAUUUGAAUGAAGCCUGGUUGUUUAUCUCUUCUCUUUUGAACUACAUAGAAGAAAUAAAUAGCACGUUCAAUCCUUCAGUGCUCCUUGUCUUCCUUGACUCUUUAAAUGGGGCCAUGGGCACAGUGUUCAAUAACUCAUGGGGCAAAAUAUUGGAGUAUAUACGGACAAAGUAUCUUCCGCUGGUGGACGACAGGUAUAAGACAGAAAUACAGCAGAUAAAGAGUAUAAUAAGAUAA
This is a messenger RNA of Nematocida minor, 810 nucleotides long. RefSeq lists its product as uncharacterized. Lineage: Eukaryota; Fungi; Microsporidia. The transcript has a single exon. The record is from RefSeq and is a predicted model, not a curated record. The coding region runs from base 1 to 810 and encodes 269 amino acids.